Messenger RNA from Scutellospora calospora, 265 nucleotides. Lineage: Eukaryota; Fungi; Glomeromycota; Glomeromycetes; Diversisporales; Gigasporaceae. The record is from the annotation of a GenBank genome assembly.
AUGUCUACGUCUAAUGAAGAAAAACACAUCAUGUCUACGUCUAAUGAAGAAAGUGAAGAGGCGCGAGAGUUUGAAUACAACCUUUUAAAUGAAUGUGAUGUCGAACGGUUCGAUCAGAAAAUAGGAUUAUACCUUAGAUCCCUGGAAAAAAUCUCUAAUAAUGAAGAAGGCGAAAGACAACAAAAGGCACAGAUCCUACUCGAAAGAUAUAAAAAUGUAAGUUUAGAACUUUUAAGGAUUUGGUGGUGUGGCAGGGAUCUAGAAG